Molecule: messenger RNA, 1500 nt
Organism: Chiroxiphia lanceolata (lance-tailed manakin)
Lineage: Eukaryota; Metazoa; Chordata; Aves; Passeriformes; Pipridae
Gene: TMPRSS5
Product: transmembrane serine protease 5
Exons: 13
Coding region: 1-1500 (499 amino acids)
Biological process (GO): proteolysis
Cellular component (GO): membrane
Molecular function (GO): serine-type endopeptidase activity
Source: RefSeq, a predicted model, not a curated record
AUGGCCCAGGCAGCAGCCAAGCCACGGAGUCCAGACUCACCCGAGCGGGUUCCCGACAACCCAAACAGCAUCGAGGACGCCGUGCACAGCCCAGGGAGCCCGGCAGCCGAGCCAAGGAGGAGGGCACAGGGGACACAGCCCUCCCUGGGACACGUGGAUCCUGCCGAGGCAUCUUUUGGGACUCUCUGCACCCUCAGGAGGCUGUUCCUGCUGCUCGGGGUCGUGGGGCUGCUGGCGGGGACGGCGGCUGGGACGUGGCUGCUGGUGAAACACCUGCAGGAGGCUCACCCAGAGCAGGGGUCCCCCCCUCUGCAGGAGCUGGAUGCGAUCCCAGCGUGUGGUGAUGGGGAAGAGGAAGAGCCCGUGGUCCGGGGGGCUCCCAGUACAGUGUCUUUCAGAAUAAACACGGCGAACUCCCUGCUGGAAGCUCAGCUGGAAGGACAUCCUGGCUGGCUCCUGGUGUGCCACGAGGGCUGGAAUGGCUCCCUGGGCACCCUGCUCUGCCAGCAGCUCGGGUACCUCAGAAUGACCCAUCAGAAAGGAGUGAACCUGAUGGAUGUCAGGGUGAACGAGGAGCAGCAGUUCCUUCAGGUCAGACCCCACCAGGAAGGGAGCCUGGAAGACUUGUGGCAGGUCAGGAGCAGCUGUGAAUCGGGGCAAGUCGUGGCUCUCAAGUGCUCAGAGUGUGGGCUGCCCCCCGGGGCCGUGCGGGUGGUCGGGGGGGCAGAUGUGCCCCCUGGGCGCUGGCCCUGGCAGGUCAGUGUGUGCCAGGGCUCCCAGCACCGCUGUGGGGGCUCGGUGCUGGCACAGGAGUGGAUCAUCACGGCGGCUCACUGCGUGCACAGGUACCCCAGCCCCCUGUGCCCACUGCCCUCGGGUCAGGGCACGCUGUGUUCUGUGUUCUGUGUUCUGCUCAGCUCCAGGAGGCUCCAGGGCUCUGCCUGGCGGGUGUUUGCAGGGAUUGUCACCCACGGCUCCCUCAGGCAGGAGGCCGGGGUGCCAGUCCAGGAGGUCAUUCCCCACCCGCUCUACAACCACAACAGCCUCGACUAUGACAUCGCCCUCAUGAAGCUGCGAGUGCCCCUGAAUUUCUCAGCUGCCAUCCGAGCCGUGUGCCUGCCGCCCUCCCACCAGGACCUGCUCCAGGGCACACAGUGCUGGGUCUCUGGCUGGGGCUACACCACCCCUGACCAAGCGCAGGUGGCCGGGACGCUGAAGGAGGCCCUGGUGCCCCUGAUCGGGACCCGGAGGUGCAACAGCUCGUGCAUGUACCCAGGGGAGCUCACUGCCAGGAUGUUGUGUGCUGGGUACCCCCGUGGGCAGGUGGACGCGUGCCAGGGGGACAGUGGGGGCCCCCUCGUGUGCUGGGAUGGAUCCACAUGGCGCCUGGUGGGGAUUGUGAGCUGGGGCCAGGGCUGUGCUGAGCCCAACCACCCCGGGGUCUACACCAACGUGGCCCAGCUCCUGCCCUGGAUUCACCAGGUCACUCAGAUCUACUAG